AUGCAGGUCGUCCGGCUAUUUGCAAAAAGCAUCGUCUGGUUCAGUUUUAUUGUUCCUUCUGUUCAAUCAUUUUCAGAAGCUCGAGGCGCAGCAGCAACGGUAUUUAGACUUAUUGACGAGGGAAAUGACUCAAAUGUCAAUGAAAUAGAUGUAUGGAAAGAAGACACAGAACCAAUUUAUGAUAUCAAUGGUGAUAUUGAAUUUAACAAUGUUAACUUUACUUAUCGAUCUCGAGAAGAUACACCAGCUCUGCAUAAUCUUUCUAUUAUUGCUCAUGCUGGUCAGACAACUGCUCUUGUAGGUUCAAGUGGCUCUGGAAAAAGUACAUGUAUAUCACUUUUUCUUCGUUAUUAUGAACCUUCAUCGGGUCAAAUAAUGAUUAAUGGCCGACCGAUAACAGACUAUUGUGUUAAACAACUUCGGCAAAACAUUGGGAUUGUUAGUCAAGAACCUAUUCUGUUUAGUAUGAGUAUUUAUGAAAAUAUUCGUCUUGGUAAAGUAGAUGCAACACAAGCAGAAAUCGAACAAGCAGCACAAGAAGCAAAUGCACAUAAUUUCAUCAUGCAAUUACCAAAUAAAUAUGAAACAUUUGUUGGUGAACGUGGUAUACAGUUGAGUGGUGGUGAAAAACAACGUAUUGCAUUAGCUCGUGCCCUUGUCAAACAGCCUACAUUUCUUUUACUUGAUGAAGCAACAAGUGCACUUGAUAAUAUUAGCGAAAAAAUUGUUCAAGAAGCGCUCGAUCGAACGUGUAAAGGUCGUACAACUAUUGUAAUUGCUCAUCGUUUGACUACAAUUCAAAAUGCUCAUCAAAUAUAUGUAUUAGAUAAUGGAACUGUGAUUGAACAAGGUACACAUGAAAUAUUGAUAGCAAAAGAAGGAGCAUGUGUACUUAGUGGAGCAACUCAACCAAUGUUCGCAUUUUUACUUGCCAAAGUAGUUGAUGCAUUCAAAUAUUGUUCAUCCUCUGAACGAAAUCGUCAAGUGAUGAUUAUCAGUUCUCUUUUUUUACUUACGGGUGCUCUUUUAUUGAUUUUUCGUUUCAUUCAAUAUACAGCUUUCGUCAUAUCAGGAUCGAAAUUGGCACAACGUAUUCGUUCGAAAGCAUUUGCAUGUCUUCUUCGUCAAGAAGUUGCUUAUUUCGAUCGACCUGAAAACAAUUCUAAUACCAUUUGUACUCGUCUUUCUUCUGAUGCAACAGCUGUGCAAGAGAUGAGUAAUACGAGAUUAGGAGUCAUCUGUGAAGCUCUCACAGUGAUAUUUUUUGGAAUAUUAUUUGGAUGUCUCAUAAGUUGGCAAUUAAUAUUGAUCGUUUUUGGUUCUCUUUUUAUCCUAUGUAUAAUCACUUAUGGGGAUGUACGGAUAGGCCUAUGGACAACUAAACAAUCCAAUCAUAUUGUUGAACGAGCAAGCACGCUCGCCGGUGAAGUUAUUCACAAUAUGCGUACAAUAAAACAACUGUCAGUAGAAAAGGAAGUUCUACGACAAUAUUCUGAACUUAUUCAUCCGACACUAAUGUCUAGCCGUAUCGCUUCAUCAAUUUCAAGUGUUGAAGCGUUUUUUGAUUUAUUUGAUCGAAUACCAUCUAUCGACAAUACAUCUACUGAAGGACAAGAAUUGGUUGAUUUUCAUGGCGAGAUAACAUUUGAUCAAGUCAAAUUUAUCUAUCCAACUCGGUCAACAUCUAUUAUUCUUAACGCAUUUCAAUUGAAUAUCAAACCAACUCAAUGUGUAGCUCUUGUUGGAGCAUCUGGAUGUGGGAAGUCAACAAUUAUUCAACUGUUAGAACGAUUUUAUGAUGUUACAAGUGGUCAAAUACUUCUUGAUGGCAUUGAUAUUCGAAAACUAAACCUUAAUUCGGUUCGUUCUCAUUUUGGCCUUGUCAGUCAAGAACCAAUUUUGUUCGAUUUAACGAUUGCUGAAAAUAUAGCAUAUGCCUUAGAAAAUAUUUCAAUGGAAGACAUUAUCAAUGCAGCACGUAGAGCUAAUAUUCAUCAAUUUAUUGAGCAACUGCCUCAGGGUUAUGAAACAAAAGUAGGAUUGAAAGGCAGUUUCUUGUCAGGUGGUGAGAAGCAACGUAUUGCUAUUGCUCGUAUUCUUCUUCGUCGACCUAAAGUAUUGCUCUUAGAUGAAGCUACGAGUGCCAUGGAUUCAUACAAUGAACAAAUUGUACAAGGUGCUCUUGAACAAGCUCAAACAGAAGAUUCUAGUCGAACAUCACUUAUUGUUGCUCAUCGUCUAUCAACUAUUCGUUCAUGUGAUUUGAUUUGUGUACUUGAUAGAGGACAUAUAGUAGAAAGUGGUACACAUGAAGAAUUGAUACAAAGACAUGGAGCUUAUUAUGAUAUGCUUGUUCAAAACAAUUUACAAUGA
Messenger RNA from Rotaria sordida, 2373 nucleotides. The record is from the annotation of a GenBank genome assembly. Lineage: Eukaryota; Metazoa; Rotifera; Eurotatoria; Philodinida; Philodinidae.